AUGACUGGCCUUGUAGAACUCUUCAAGGACAAGGACAGCGAUGUACGAUAUUCUGCCGCUUCAGCUCUAGGUAACCAGUCGACCCUUCCAGAGACGGUCAUGACUGCCCUUACAGAACUCUUCAAGGACAAGGACAGCGAUGUACGAAGGUCUGCUUUUAAAGCUCUAGGCAAGCAGUUGACCCUUCCAGAGUCAACUAUGACUACUCUUAUGGAACUCUUUAAGGACAAGGACAACAAUGUACGAUGGUCUGCCGCUGAAGCUCUAGGCAACCAGUCAACCCUUCCAGAGAUGGCCAUGACUGCCCUUACAGAACUCUUUAAGGACAAGGACAGCUAUGUACGAAGGUCUGCUGCUAAAGCUCUAGGCAACCAUUCGAACCUUUCAGAGUUAACUAUAACUGCUCUUAUAGAACUCUUUAAGGACAAGGACAGCGAUGUACGAUGGUCGGCCGCUAAAGCUCUAGGCAAGCAGACCCUUCCAGAGACAACCAUGACUGCUCUUAUAGAACUUUUCAAGAACAAGGAUAGCAAUGUGCGAUGGUCUGCCGCUGAAGCUCUAGGCAACCAGUCAACCCUUCCAGAGACGGCCAUGACUGCCCUUACAGAACUCUUUAAGGACAAGGACAGCUAUGUACGAAGGUCUGCUGCUAAAGCUCUAGAAAAGCAGACCCUUCCAGAGAUAACCAUGACUGCCCUUGUGGAACUCUUCAAGGACAAGGACAGCUAUGUGCGAAGGUCUGCCGUUAAAGCUCUAGGCAACCAGUCGACCCUUCCAGAGUUAACUGUAACUGCCCUUACAGAACUCUUCAAGGACAAGGACAGAGAUGUACGAUAUUCUGCCGCUUCAGCUCUAGGCAACCAGUCGACCCUUCAAGAGACAGCUAUAACUGCCCUUACAGAACUCUUCAAGGACAAGGACAGCGAUGUACGAUAUUCUGCCGCUUUAGCUCUAGGUAACCAGUCGACCCUCCAAGAGACAGCUAUAACUGCCCUUACAGAACUCUUUAAGGAUGAGGACGGCUAUGUACGAAGGUCUGCUGUUGAAGCUCUAGAAAAGCAGACCCUUCCAGAGACGACUAUGACUACCCUUGUGGAACUCUUCAAGCACAAGGGCAGCAAUGUGCGAAGGUCUGCCGUUAAAGCUCUAGGCAACCAGUCGACCCUUCCAGAGUUAACUGUAACUGCCCUUACAGAACUCUUCAAGGACAAGGACAGCGAUGUACGAUGGUCUGCCGCUAAAGCUCUAGGCAAGCAGACCCUUCCAGAGACAACCAUGACUGCCCUUGUGGAACUCUUCAAGGACAAGGACAGCUAUGUGCGAAUGUCUGCUGCUAAAGCUCUAGAAAAGCAGACCCUUUCAGAGAUAACCAUGACUGCCCUUGUGGAACUCUUCAAGGACAAGGACAGCUAUGUGCGAAGGUCUGCCGUUAAAGCUCUAGGCAACCAGUCGACCCUUCCAGAGUUAACUGUAACUGCCCUUACAGAACUCUUCAAGGACAAGGACAGCGAUGUACGAUGGUCUGCCGCUAAAGCUCUAGGCAAGCAGACCCUUCCAGAGACAACCAUGACUGCCCUUACAGAGCUGUUCAAGGACGAGAAUAGCGACGUACAAAGGUCUGCCGUUGAAGCUCUAGAAAAGCAGACCCUUCCAGAGACAACCAUGACUGCCCUUGUAGAACUCUUCAGGGACAAGGACAGAGAUGUACGAUGGUCUGCCGCUGAAGCUCUAGGCAAGCAGACCCUUUCAGAGACGACCAUGACUGCCCUUGUGGAACUCUUCAAGGACAAGGACAGAGAUAACUCUUCAGGGACAAGGAUAGUGACGUACGAUCUUCCGCCGCUGAAGCUCUAG
Molecule: messenger RNA, 1854 nt
Organism: Colletotrichum spaethianum
Lineage: Eukaryota; Fungi; Ascomycota; Sordariomycetes; Glomerellales; Glomerellaceae
Product: HEAT repeat-containing taxis protein
Exons: 2
Coding region: 1-1854 (617 amino acids)
Molecular function (GO): oxidoreductase activity
Source: RefSeq, a predicted model, not a curated record